Messenger RNA from Amphimedon queenslandica, 3084 nucleotides. Its product is annotated as RNA-binding protein 27-like. Gene Ontology annotation, molecular function: metal ion binding; RNA binding. The record is from RefSeq and is a predicted model, not a curated record. The coding region runs from base 134 to 2818 and encodes 894 amino acids. The transcript is spliced from 18 exons. NCBI's taxonomy places the organism in Eukaryota, Metazoa, Porifera, Demospongiae, Haplosclerida, Niphatidae. Gene Ontology annotation, cellular component: nucleus.
UAGAUAUUGUGUAGCCACACCCUUACAUUAAGCAUGCAUGGCGAGCUAACUUUUAAAGCGCCUCACUAUGUUUAUUAGAAGAACUAAGCAGGUAUCUUUAUAAGCAAUUCAAGAAUUAAAAAGGCCUUUGAAAAUGCAAAUAAGAGACACAGAGAAGCUUAAAGUAUGGCUACUGAAGAAGCUCCAGCCAUUGUGCGAUGCUGAUCCAGCCGCUCUCUCUAAGUACAUUGUUGCUCUACUGAGGAAGGAGAAGCCUCGCUCGGCUCUUAAGGAUCUCUGCAUUAACCAGUUGGAAGUGUUUCUCUCUAAAGAAACACCCACGUUUGUCGACAAGUUAUUUCGCAGUUUGGACAGUGAGUCGUACAUGACAGGCGGAGACGACUCGGACUCGACUCCGCCCUCUGGACUGAUAUCAGGCAGCAACAGGAGCAGCCUUGAGAGCGUUCGGAGCUCAGGAGGCGUGGCUAAUAGCGUCUCCCCUUCUAUGAUGGUCCCAGAGAGGAUCGUCACUGACCACAGGAGACAGUCUGAAGACAUGAGACACAGAGAAGUUGAUGAUGACGAUAGGGAUUUCCGCAGAGCUCACUACCGCCAUGAGCCCUCUCCCUCUCUCUACCCCGCCCACAUUGGAGGGGGAGGGGCCUCGGGCAGUGGAACGGGAGCAGCUGAGAAGAACAAGAUAAAGAAAAAGAUAGAGAUUGAUCCUCCAAGAAGAUCGAUACGACAGAGACUGGGGAAUAGAGAAGAUGAGAGAAGGAGGAGGAGGCCCAGGAGUAGAAGCAGAAGUCGUAGCAGUACUCCUGAUCGUCAGAGCAGCAGGUCAUCAAGUACUACCCCACCACCUGAUAUAGAAGACAGAAGCAGACGCAAGCGUAUCCAUACUGACCCAAUGGGCGGAGUCAGCAACGACUUGAAACCGGUUGCUAAGCGACAGCGUUGUAAAGAUUAUGAUGAGCGUGGUAUGUGUCUGCUAGGUGAACAGUGUCCAUUUGAUCAUGGAAAUGAUCCGCUGGUCAUUACUGGGAUGCCUCCUUAUCCUCCUCCCCCUCCUCCUCCUCCUUUCCCCCUCUCUCUUCCUCCGCACCCGCCACCUCACCAUCACCUACCGAAAACUAAUGCCGCUGAUGGAUACAAUCCUGAAGAUCCUUCCCUCACAGCUGGUGCUAAUCCUCCUCCUCUCCCUCCUCCCCCUCUCCUUCCUCACCAGAUCCCUCCCCUUCGUCCCGCCUUUCCUCCUCCUAUCCCCCCAAUCCCACGUCUCCCUCACAUCCCCCCAAUGCACUCUAAUCCACCUCCUACAAUACCCUCGGCUUUCACACCUGUUAGCUGUCAAGCUCCACCCAUUGCCCCACCCACAAGACACGUUCAUUAUGGUGGGGCUGGAGGCGGAGCCAAGCCACACCCAGGCAGAUCCAGUGACACAAUUGUCCUUAGAAAGAUACCAAAAGAUCUCAACACUAUCACCAAACUGAGUGGCUACUUUGAAAAAUUUGGAAAUAUUGUCAAUCUACAGGUGAGGUAUGAGAAUGAUCCAGAGUCUGCUAUUGUACAGUUUUCUUCACCUUCUGAAGCAAAGGCUGCUCACGAUUGCACUGAAGCUGUACUUAAUAAUAGGUUUAUUCGUGUCUAUUAUCUUAAAGGAGGUUUGGGCGGGGUUGGAGUAGGCGGGGCUGAGAACAAGCAUCAUCAUAAUGCUCCUCCCACUUAUCAUCAAGCCAAUAAGAAGGAAACUACAUCUUCACAGCCUACUGUCAAUUCUUCCUCUAAUAAGCAGCCACAAGAAGUCAUCUCUACUUCUUCUCCGUCUCUCCCUCCGUUGCAGGCUCCGCCCGCCCAUUCCUAUCCUCAGCAUCGUCCUCAGAAACCCUCACCUGCUCCUGUCUCAGUCUCGGCGGCAGCUGCCAACUUAAAGCGACUUGAACUUCAGAAGAAAACCCAGUCUUUGCUGGAAAGCCAAAUACAGCAGCAGAAAUUGUUGUUGGAUAAAUUGGAGAAAUGCUCAACUGAAGAGAGGGAAAAGAUAUUACUUACUAUUAAGUCUCUUAAUUCCAGUGUCAAUAAGCUGAGGGAUUCACUCUCUUCCGUUGCAAAAGCCACUGCCUCUAAGCCAAACCCUACUGGAAAUAGGGGCAUGGUCAAAUCCAAGCAAGCCACGCCUCCUUUGACCUCGUCUACCAUGUCUCUACAGCAACAAGCUGACCAAUUAAGAAUGGAGGCUCAGCAAUUAGGUAUUUUACCUUCGUCCAAUGCCACGCCCAUGGGUACUAACGAUUUAUUGAGUGCCACACCCACUUAUACCAAGGAUCAGCAUAAUAAUGAACAGAGGAAGAAGGUGGAGCCAAAAACACGUCAACUUCUAGUGGUCAAUGUGGAAGACAAAGAGGCUUUAGUGAAAUAUUUUGAGUCGUUUGGUGGUCUGACACAAGUAGAGAGAGGCCCUGAUAAUCCUAAAAACCUCAUUUUUACAUUCAAAAGCAGGAAUGUUGCAGAAAAGGCUGCUAAGGGAUCUCUGUUCCAAGGAAAGCCGCUAAUAAUGAAAUGGUACACUCCUAAACCACCGCCCAGUCCAACCGAAAAGAAGGCCACACCUCCAAUUAUUCCACCUCCCGGAAAACCCCCGUCGGUUUCAAGUCACGAAACUAAAAAACAAGCUCCUCCCACCUCGUUAUCACUAUUAGACGAGCUGAAGGAUCUUGAGGCUGAGCUUCAAGAAGAGUCUCUGAUUGAUGUCUACACUCCCGAGCAGUCGGUUCCUCGUGUUGUACAUUUACUGGACGAUGAAGAGGAGGAGCUUGAUGAAAGAUCCUGGCGUCACUGACCAUGCCCACUUCUUAAAGGGACGGUAUUCUAAAUUUAAUUAGUAUUGUGGGCGGUGCUACCACAACAAUUGUUUAAUUAGAUUCAUACCCUCAAUAAUGUUAUUAUUAAUUAUUAUUAUUAUUAAUUUCUGUGCACAAUGACUCUACUAGUAUUAAUCAUUAAUAUUAUGCCAUUAUUAUUAUUAUUAUUAUUAUUAUUAUUAUUAUUAUUAUUAUUAUUAUUAUUAUUUGACGAAAGAGAAACAAAAGCCAUGGAAAAAAAUGA